AUGGCUAAAGCUUUUUUAACACUUGGUGGUAUUGAAGAUGGCUCCAUAUAUGCACAUCUUGGGCUAUCAUGUGCCAUUCUUUUUGGCACAAGUGGUGUAAAAUGUUUUACUGGACAAGGAGUUGAGAAAGUACAUGAUGUCAUACGGAGACUUUACCACCAAAAAAGCAACAAGUAUGAUGCCUGUACAGAUGGACUUCAAGCUGUAAAAAGACUUGAUGACCUACAAGACUUUGACCGAAAACCCAGAAGUUACAAGCAACAGGAUGACCACGGCUUAGUGUUACCCCACUGGAUGAUGAUGAUGAUGAGAAUGUUGACAACAUGA
Paramuricea clavata is the source of this 327-nucleotide messenger RNA. The record is from the annotation of a GenBank genome assembly. NCBI's taxonomy places the organism in Eukaryota, Metazoa, Cnidaria, Anthozoa, Malacalcyonacea, Plexauridae.